Caenorhabditis auriculariae is the source of this 2566-nucleotide messenger RNA. The record is from the annotation of a GenBank genome assembly. NCBI's taxonomy places the organism in Eukaryota, Metazoa, Nematoda, Chromadorea, Rhabditida, Rhabditidae.
CAGGUACUCGACGACCUCGAUGAAGACUUGGCGGAAUUUGAAGAAUUCGACGAUUCGGAUGAAACGUCAUCUUCCCGGGUAAUUUUCUCGGCUAUGCUUAGAGACCGCAGAGCCACGCCCCUUUUUGCGAUGGUGAAAUGCACUGGUUUUUUAGAUUUCGUGUUUGAUGUUUUCGUAAAAGCGCAAUACUGAAUCAAACACAGAGAAAUUUGGUGGAAACAUAGAGAAAACCUUCCUCUUCAAUCUCAUAUACUUUUCAUCCGAUUUUCAAAGCGUUUUAGCGGAGCGUCGUACAAAAAAACCAAAACUACUUUUUUUCUUCGGGUUUUUUUAACCUAGUUCCAUGUCGUUGGCGCCUUUUUUUAUUUUUCGAAUUCGAUUCUUAAGUGAAAAAAACAAAUCUUUUUAAGACAAAAAAAUUAAAAAUUUUUUUACGGUGCCUAAUCUUCGUGAGGCCGCGCAAAGUUGAAAAUGUUGUACUCGCUUUCGAGAGCGUGUAAGUAAACAAUUUUUUUAUUUUUAACUUGUGGAUUAAAUUGUAACUAAAAUUUUAUUAAUAUAAAACUUAUUCCGAAAAACUUUGUUUUUCUGAGAAAAAAAGACAGUGAAAAUUUCGAAAUUCAUUUUUAACAUGGUCAGAUGUCGUUGGCGCCUUUUUUUAUUUCUUAAAUAUUAGCGUAUUUCAAUUUUUCAAUCAAUUAAAAAAAUAAAAUAAAAAAAUUUUUAGCGGUGCCUAAAAAGUUUAAUCAGUGUUAGUUUGAAGCCAACGUUAAAAUAAGAAAAAAACACCGAAAACGGAAGCAUUUUGAACUGAAUCUCUAUGAAUAAAUUAUUUUUAGGUGCUCCGAACACACGUGACUAAUAAUUGUUCAACUAUCAUAACUUUUUUUAAAAACAAAACAGACGGUAAAUGCUGUACUUUGAGGUGAAGUGGUGUAUAGCGCAAACGCCUCCCAUCCCCGAGGGAUGGACGUGGAGCAGCGCAAGUGCCCUUGCAUACAGUUUUUGAUAUCGCGAGUUCAAUCCUCGCAGCGGCCAUUUUUUUAUUUUUUUCAAGAAAAAAAUAGCUUUUUCUUUUUCAAACUUGUGGUUUUAUACUGUUUUUAAUGACUUAUUACGACUUUGAAAACCAAACUAAACUACUAAAAAAAAUUUAAAUCCGAUAUGAAAAACAAAAUGAACCACCAAAAAGUGUAAAAAUCUAAACUUUCAGUACUAAAUUUCGCGACUUUUUUUCACUACUGUUUUUGACCAUAACUUUUUUUCUCAACCUUUUUUCGAAAAAAACUAAACUGUUUUUGAAUAGUAAAUUAGAGCAGCUAUCCAACCAUAGUAAUAUUGAAGUUCGAAAAAUUUUUUGAAAAUUCGUCUGCGGUCCCUAGCUAUGCUUUAUGAAUUUAUCAGUGGAUUCACUUGACUGUGAAAUACAAGCUAUUUCCUUGAACCACUCGUUAAGAUACCUGUGGAACUUCCUGAGUCUUCAUUUUUGCCGUGUUUUGAAAACCUCCGAAAUUUUGAGGAAAUGGAAGUUUUUAAUAUCUGAACAGGGAAUGGUCUCAACUCACAGCUGGGCUUCUGAAUUAGACCAUGUUUUCUAGAUAUAGAUUUAAGCUGACAUUAAAUCGAUCUCAAAAGCUGCCACAUAGGUCUGUGCAAAAUUUUAUGGACCCACCCUAAAAAACUACCUCUAGAAAACAUGGUCUCAAUAGAAGUCCCACUUUGAGCUGAGAUAAUUCCCUGCUGAGCUCCUAUAGGAGAGAAUUAAUCAAUUCUGAUGAACUGUAGAAAUAUUUUCUAAUAUUUUCCAUAAUAUUUGAUUUACCUGACUUGAAGCUACUCACGGCGUUCCCAAACGGGUUGAGUCACCGCCAAAAAAAUUUUGGCGCGAAAAUUCGAAUCUCGAGUAAGCAGCAAAAAAACAGACGUUAAUAACGCUGAAUACUCAGUAUAAUUUGUGACGUAGAAUGACGUAAUUCCAUCCGGAGGGCGCAAUUACCUAUUUUUAAAGAUUAAUAAACUUCUCCCAUUAGGAAUGCCGUGUGAGAUGAUAAAAGCUGGGAAUUUUUUCCUGAAAAAAACGAAUUCAAAUCAAUCGGUUCCAACGAAAGGAGAACGAAAGGUGGUAUUAAAAACUCAUUUUUGAAGAUUUAUCAAAUUUUCUUAUGACUUUUCACUUUAUUAUGAAGUAACUGAAAAUGAAUAAAAUACAAGAAAGUCAUAUUUAAUUUCAAAAAGGGUGUUCUUACCUAGGUUUUUCUCUUUUUAUUCAUUGAAAAGGAAAUUUUUAAGGCAACGGACGAGCUCGUGGCGGACAUCCGCCUCUUGUUCGAACUGGAGGCGGACGAGGAGUUCGACGUGGAGGACGAGGAAGACUCCGAGGUCGGUUUUUCGAAUCCUUUUCCUUUUGUCUUUUAGCUACCCGAAAAAGAAAACGUUCCCUAGUUAGAAAAUUUCAUCUCUAAAAUCUAAACAGAAUUUCCAAGAAAAAAUUCAUUCAGGACGAGUCCGAGGACUCUUUCUUCUUCAGCGAAAGGAGGUGCCGCUGAGUCGAGGCCGUAGCGCUUGA